UUGAACUUUGCCGGCCGAUCGGAGGGUUUGCCAAAGAAUUAAGGUUUUAUGGUACUUUAAUUGCUGCUGCUCCAUUUGUGGGUGGCUUUGUUCCAAAAAAUUUCUUUUAGUUUUUAGGGUUUUUGUGUGUAGAUGAUGGAAGAGAAACCCGUGAUGUCAAAUACAAAGAACACACAAGAACUAGCAGCAGAAGGGUUGAAGUAUCUAGAGGACACAACUGAAUCAGCAUUUCAGAUCCUUUCUUCCAUUAAUGAUGAGCUCUGUAACCCUGCAUUAUGGUCAACUACAGCUGCAGCUCACUCUUCCAGUGGCAUCAACAGUGAUGUUUCUGACUCAACACAUUAUGGUGAAACAGAAAGUGGAACCCUGGAAGAGGCUCGCCUUCGUUAUAAAUCUUCUGUGGCUUCUCUUCGAGCUGUUCUUUUAGCCAUUCCCAAUUCUCUGAAGGCAUGUGAGACAGGGACCACCAUUGGAAGUUCAGAAUCCCAAGUAGAUCAAGCUGAAAUUGAGAAACUUGAAGAGCAAGUGACCAAUUUAAGAAAGCUUAAAACAUCAGGCAAUUCAAACUACUUGAUAACUGGACUUCGGUUUUCUCUUUCAGUUCUGGUGUUAACUACAACUCUAUUCAGCUCAACUCAGCCUUCUCCCAACUAAAUGAGGUCAGCUACAUGGAUUUUUACCUCCAAUCAUAUCUUUUCAAAGGAACUUACAGAAAAGAACAAGCAUCUGAAGCUCCUAAUCGAUCAGCUUCGAGAUCUUAUUACUGACAUUUCCAUGUGGCAAAGUCCUUGUUCUGUUUGAAUCUCCAAAUACACGUGUAUAAAAUGAAAAGUGGUGGAUUCUGGUCAUUUUUUUUUCUCAGCCUCACAAAUUAAAACUAUUGUUGAAAGUGGGAUUUGGACUGAUUUACAGUCUUUUUCUUCUAGUACUUGAACUUUUAUAUUGCAAACAAUUACUGAAAAACGGAAGUGGCAGAAAGUUGUAGAUCUUCUAUGACUAUAACUAGAAUUUGGAUCAAUAUGAAGUUAAUCAAAUCUAUUAGUGGA
Macadamia integrifolia is the source of this 1046-nucleotide messenger RNA. Its product is annotated as mediator of RNA polymerase II transcription subunit 30-like. Bases 133 to 654 code for a protein of 173 amino acids. The transcript has 5 exons. NCBI's taxonomy places the organism in Eukaryota, Viridiplantae, Streptophyta, Magnoliopsida, Proteales, Proteaceae. The record is from RefSeq and is a predicted model, not a curated record. Gene Ontology annotation, cellular component: mediator complex.